Mytilus californianus (California mussel) is the source of this 1330-nucleotide messenger RNA. Its product is annotated as endoplasmic reticulum-Golgi intermediate compartment protein 2-like. Bases 104 to 1297 code for a protein of 397 amino acids. The transcript has 11 exons. NCBI's taxonomy places the organism in Eukaryota, Metazoa, Mollusca, Bivalvia, Mytilida, Mytilidae. The record is from RefSeq and is a predicted model, not a curated record. Gene Ontology annotation, cellular component: endoplasmic reticulum; COPII-coated ER to Golgi transport vesicle; membrane. Gene Ontology annotation, biological process: retrograde vesicle-mediated transport, Golgi to endoplasmic reticulum; endoplasmic reticulum to Golgi vesicle-mediated transport.
UCUAGAUCUACAACCAGUAAUUGAUCUUGACUUGAAACGCUGUGUUUGUCAUCAUCGUGGUGUUGAACUUCAACUACAGCAGGAAUUGAAACAGAAUAAAAGAAUGAGGCGAUUGAAUGCAGUAAACAGGAAGCAAGCUUUGAAAGUUGUCAAAGAACUGGAUGCCUUCCCAAAAGUCUUAGAUGAUUACAAAGAAACCACAGCUACUGGAGGAGGAGUAUCUUUGGCAGUGUUUGCCGUAAUCAUCAUAUUGGUGCUUUCUGAGGUCAUCUAUUAUGCCAGGACAGAACUGAAGUUUGACUAUGAAGUUGACACACAAAUGGAUGGAAAAUUGAAGAUCAAUAUUGAUAUAACAGUGGCAAUGAGAUGUAAUGCUUUAGGAGCAGAUGUUGUCGAUUCUACAGGACAAAAUUUUGGACAUCAAAACUUUGGUAGUUUAGAGAUGGACGACACUUAUUUUGAACUUUCAACAGAACAGAGACGCUAUUUAGAUAUUAUACAAGAUGUCAAUAAAUAUUUGAGAGAAGAAUAUCACGCCAUACAAGAACUUAUGUGGUUAUCAGGUUCCGUUUACACAUCAUUUAGAAAAGGCAUGCCAGAAAGGAAAGAUAAACCAUCCCACCGUCCAGAUGCCUGUCGUAUUCAUGGAACUCUCAUUGUCAACAAAGUCGCAGGAAAUUUUCACAUUACUGCUGGAAAAUCAAUACCAGUAUUCCCAAGUGGUCAUGCUCAUAUUUCAUUUAACAUUGGAGAUAAUGAGAUGAAUUAUACCCAUCGUAUAAACCAUUUAUCAUUUGGAGAUAUAGUACAUGGUGUUGUCAGUCCUUUAGAUGGAGAAGAAAAAAUUACCAAAGAUAAUUAUCAUUUAUUCCAGUAUUUUAUACAAGUAGUACCCACAGAAGUUAGAACAUACAGAGCUAAUGUUGAUACAUACCAGUAUGCAGUUACAGAAAGGAAUAGAACAAUAAAUCACGCUAAAGGAAGCCAUGGAAUCUCAGGAAUAUUUUAUAAAUACGAUUUAAAUUCAUUGAAAAUUCGAGUACGAGAACAGCACCAACCAAUAUGGCAGUUUUUGGUCAGACUGUGUGGCAUUAUAGGUGGUGUAUUUUCAGUCGCAGGUAUGAUGCGAAACUGGAGUGGAUUCUUAGCUGAUAUUAUAUGCUGCAGAUUUCAUUUAGGAAAAUAUAAAGAAAGUGACAGUUCUUCACCAUCCUCACAAAUUUUCACACAAUCAUUGACAGAUGAAAGCAGUUUUAACAAUUCACCAAAAGUUAAUUUAUUACAAUCUGGCACCUGAUUUGAAAUCCUAAAUAAAAUAAGUUUUUACAUA